AAAUGUCAUUUUUUUACUAUAAUUUACAAGAAAAUACUUUAAUCACGUUUUACGUUAACAUUUCGGUGGUUGCGCGUAUAUUUUUUGUGAUAAGCAAGGGUGCCAUGUGGUCGUCGGGGACGCAUAACCUCGGCGCGGCGCUCGGGCGGCGCAUCACGUAACGUCGGGUCUUCGGGAGUGCCGAUGGUGAGAGCGGAGAUGGUGCUGAGUACUGAGUGGGCGCUAGUAGAGGUGGUCGAGCUCACGAACGACGGCAACGGGCUGGGGUUCAACUUAGUCGGCGGGAGGAGUACAGGGGUAGUGAUCAAGUUUGUCGUGCCUGGCGGAGCGGCCGAUAAGGACGGGAGGCUUCAGAGCGGGGACCACGUGCUGCAAGUGGGUUCGGUGAACCUACGAGGGUUUACGUCGGAGCAAGUCGCGUCCGUGCUUCGACAGGCCGGCGCCACCGUCCGGCUGCUGGUAGCUCGCCCGGCAGACCCCGCAGUCGCCCUCCGCGCCCCGCUGCCCGGGACGGCGCUCGUGCCCACCAAGAUCCUCGCCGACCCCGACCAGCUCGACCGCCACCUCGUCGAGAGCGGCUACGCGGCCAUCUACGACCUCUCCCAGUGCUACGGUGAAUAUGUCAACGGGCAGAACGGAGAUGAAAACGUUGCGGUGGUUGUGAGCGUAAUCGGCGAAAUCCCACAAGAAAUCCAGGAACAACCUGUUGUUGCGGUGUCCCCAACAAUUACUAUUACCGUACCUGUGGAAUUGCCUAACUUGCCCGAGGUAGAAAUAGUUCAUGUAGAUUUAAACAAAAAUGUCUAUGGUUUAGGGAUCACAGUAGCCGGUUACGUUUGUGAGAAGGAAGAACUAUCCGGUAUCUUUGUGAAGAGCAUCAUAGAAGGGAGCAGUGCUGAGCAAAGUGGACAAAUUAAAUUAAAUGAUAGAAUAAUAGAAGUAGAUGGAAUAUCUUUAGCAGAUAAAAGCAACCCUCGGGCUGUGGACAUUUUGAGAAACACAGGUAUUUCGGUGCACUUAGUGUUAGAGCGGUAUUUAAGAGGUCCAAAGUUUGAGCACCUGCAGUUAGCAAUAUUUAAUGAGGAGCGUCCUCCGUCACCUUCACCUUCCACAACCACCCUUUCCUGGUUCCCUGUGCCUUCCCAAGACGACAGUACUACUAAAAUAGAACCAGAGCGGGACUCUAACACUACUAUAGAUUCCAGUGUAUUGGAAAUUGUUGAUACUGAAGUGAUUGAACCAUCUCAAGAGGAACUUGAUAAGAGACUGGAUGAGAUACUAGCUGUAAACAAGGAAGAAAUUAAGAAACGGUGGUCAGAACAAAUUGGCCCAGAAAAAUCCAUUUUGGUUGCUGAAGUGAACAAGCUUGGUGCCUUGGGGAUCAGUCUAGAAGGUACUGUAGAUGUAGAAGGUGGCCAGGAGGUGCGGCCGCAUCACUACAUCAGAUCCGUGCUUCCAGAGGGCCCAGUUGGACAGCAAGGGACCCUAACGGCUGGAGACGAACUUUUAGAAGCAAAUGAAUACAGACUACACGGGCUGACACAUACAGAAGUUGUAAAUAUCCUCAAACAAUUACCAGACCGUGUGAGGCUGGUUGUAGCACGUCCUGAAAGUGGUCCUCGGUCUGUUAUCAACUUAGCAUCUGACCGAGAAGCAUUUGAAGCUAGAAAAAUAAUAUCUGGCAGUCUCAACAACCUUACUACCCUCAUCAAAGCCCAGUCAGACACCUCAAUCAACACAUCAAGCACUGCAACUCUUACUAACCACUCCAGUCUCUCAAAGAAAUCCCGUUCUUUAGAGUGUGUAUCCGGGCUAGCCAUGUGGCAAAGCAAAGAGGAUAUUGUCGAGCUUGUCAAAGGAGACCAGGGUUUAGGCUUCUCUAUAUUAGACUACCAGGACCCAAUAGAUCCACAAGGGACAGUAAUAGUUGUCAGGAGCUUAGUUCCUGGUGGCGUAGCUGAGAAAAACGGAGAGAUAUCUCCGGGAGACAGAGUCAUGUCUGUUAAUGGAGCUAGCAUUAAGAAUGCGACUUUAGACCAAGCAGUGCAGGCCUUAAAAGGCGCUCCGCGUGGCGUUGUCAAAGUUGGCAUAGCGCGUCCAAUGCCGCCUCAUGAUAACUCCAAAUCGAAAAGCACUAGCACUCUAAACACUGUCAAACCAAGUUAAUCUUUACUCUGUGAUUUAACCAGUACUAGUCAAGUUGAAGUCAUAUCAAUCUUACGCUUAAUUGAGAUUAACAUACAGCGUCACAGACGCGGGCGUUUGUCUGUAAAAAAAACUACAAAGGCAUGUUGGUGGUCCUAAAACGUAAACGAAAAACAUGUAAAGCAUUAUUUUUCUAAAAACGUGAUGAAAUUUCUACACAAUGUUCCUAAUAUUGUGUGUAGAAAUCUUUGAACUUAUUGCAUAAUAAAGCUGGAGGUAAUGUAAUAAGGCAAAUCUCAAUUAGUCAAACUUUAGGCUAAACAUUGCUGCCAUGCAAAUUUUACCCACUUCCAUUGCUCUUGACUGAAUUUGAAAUGUAACUUCACACCUUUACCUUUAGUUCUUCUUGAUUCUAGGUUCGGACCAUCAGUAACAGCCGAAAAUUUAACUGAUUCAAAAACUCGCCGUAUGUACAGGCCGUAAGGCUCAAAAUGCAUUGCAAAGUCUGUAGACUAGUCAAUACUUCAUCUAUCAAUACGCGAGGACAGCUCAACUCCAUGAUACAAUAAUAAUUUACGCUUUACUAGUUAUAUUUUAUCGUCGUAAGUUCACGAAGCUUUUGUAAUGCACAAAAUCAUAAGGUAGCUAACCUGUUACUUCUGCCUCGUAACUUUGAAAAAUGAACUUUAUAGUCAUCGUUAUAAGGUGCAUAGAAUGUAUUAAUCAAAAAUGCACUUAAGAAAACUUUGCCAUAACUAAAAUUUUCCUAAUGCUUAAUGAACUCUACGACAAGAUCACAAAGUUCAUUUUUGAUUAAAUCAGGCACCUGCAGGCAUUGUGAAUGUAUGGGCUCACUUAGAGACGUGUAGGACUCCAUUUGUUUACUAGUUUAAGCCUUCUGCACUGCCUUCAGGAUCUAAGUCAAAAAUAAACUAAAUUACAUGGCAGAACCUCUUAUUGAACAAAUAUUAGAUUUUCUAGCAAACUUAGGUCGUAAACAGUAAUCACAAAUGUGUAGAUAUUAAACUAAGGGAGCAAUUAUAAAAAUACGAAUUUUAUGUAAAUAAUAUAAAAUAUCUGUUUUAAACUUCAUCAUCUUGUGGAUUUGAAUGAGAAUUGAGUUUUGAAAAAGUAUUAUUGUGGAUUUCACAGUGACUUUGUAUCUCAUGAAAAGAGAUUGACAAUCUCAACAUUUUAUAUGUAAAAUAAUAUUUUCAACUGACAUACAAGAUCUGUGGAUUUAUAGUUUUAGUUUUGCUUUUGAAAUUGGCACACGCGCUUAUUCUUGCCAUGACAAUUAAAUUCUUGCCUUAUUGAUCUGAAACAUACAUAAUAUAUGUAAAAUACAAUUAUAUUUAUUCAUUGCAUUUUGUUACAUUUAUUAAAUAAAGUAUAUAAAUGUACUCUCAGCAGAAUGGAACCUGGAGAUGUCUUGGAAUUAUGUCAAGUUCAGUACGGUCAGGGGGCCUAGCCAAGAUGCCAAUCGUUUGCGCUACGACAACGAAACGCUUUCUGUCUCUCUAUCACUCUUACAUAUUAGUGCGAUAGAGAAACAGAUAGCGUUUCGUUGUCUUAUUGCAAACCAAAGGGGAUAUAAUAGGAUAGAGCGAUACUGUCAUAGUAAAUUUUGUAGCCACAGUAUAUUCACUGCCAUCUAUCGACACACGAUUAAAACUAAAAAAAAUAUAUAAAAAAAAAUUAUAUAUCGAUAAAUGAUGUUUUUUUAUAUGCAAUAUUUGCAUUGUUUAUUUUUAUAUUAUUUUGACCCAUGUUCUUUCACUGAUAUGCGUUAAAAUUGUUAAAUAACAAACGAAACCGUCAACGCCAUCUAUACGAGAGUAGGCCAAAGGUAGUGGCGCCAUCUGAUCGAGAAUCAAAUUUUCUUGAUUUUCGAGGCACGUUUUUUCCUUAGACUGUAUCCAUCUAUUACGGAGUUAUAUUUAUCUUUGGUUAAACAUCGUACUCACAAUCCUGCUUGCAGCCCUGUAAGAGCAAGAGGCUAUCUGUUAGAGUAAGAUGGUAAUACCAAAGAUAGAUAUAACUUCGUAAUAGAUGGAUACAGUCUAAGGAAAAAACGUGCCUCGAAAGUCAAGAAAAUUUGAUUCUCGUUCAGAGGGCGCUACUAGCUUUGGCCUACUGUCGUAUAGAUGGCGUUGACGGUUUCGUUUGCUAUUUAACAAUUUUAACGCAUAUCAGUGAAAUAACAUGGGUCAAAAUCAUAAACAUAAUUAAUGCAAAUAUAAAAAAUCAUUUAUCCAUAUUCAAAAACAUUUUAUCGUAUUUUUAUAAAUCUUUAUUUUUAGUUUUAAAGUGUGUCGACAGAUGGCAGUGAAUUUACUGGGGUUACAAAAUUUACUAUGACAGUACCGCUCUAGUAUAAGUUACUCUAUGGUAAUACCAAUCUUUAUAACUUUCUCAUUAUAACUCCCUUCGGAACGUACCUGAGAUUUUUUUGUUGUAAGAUCGUAGUUCCAUGAGCUAAGUUUCUAUUCUGUUGUCAGUACAUUAAUUGUUAAUACAAAGUAAGAGGUGCACGAAACACUAGAGGAGCACAAUGUGAUAUGGAUGUUAUUUGUAAAGUAUUUACUUUAGCGCCCUAAAUAAUUGUACGGGCUUUGUACUUACACUACUUACCUUCUAACAGUAGGUGUUGUGUGUAGGCAUUUAUUUUGUUGAGAAUGUAAAGCUAAACAAAAUUGGUUAUUACAGAUGUAGGGCAUAAUUGAUUUCCAUCGUAUUUAUAGGAAAACCCCUGUUCUUUCACUGAUAUGUGUUAAAAUUGUUAAAUAACAAACGAAACCGUUAACGCCAUCUAGCCGAGAAUAGGCCAAAGUUUGAUAUUGGUUGUAGCGCCAUCUGUGCGAGAAUCAAUUUAUUUAUUUCCGAGGCACGUUUUUUCCUUAGACUGUAUUCAUCUUAUACGGAGUUACAUAUAGGUCUUUGGUCAAUGUAAGUACUUUUUGUACAGUCGCCAUCAGAUAUCGGAGCGUCCAAGGUGCUCACAAAUAUCUGAACACGCCUCUAUUGUCAAGGCGCUAGGUGCGUAUUCAGAUAUUUCUGAGCACCUCGGCCGCUCCAAUAUAUCUGAUGGCGACUGUACCGAGACUGACUGAAAAAGCAAGACACGUUCCUCCGUGAAAAUACGAUGGAAAUUAAUUAUGCACUACAUCUAUAUCUUAGUUCGAUAACUAAAUGCAAACAGUAUCGUCAUUAUCAGAUAUAUCGGAAAGACCAAGGAGCUCAAAAAUAUCUGAGCAUGCCUCUAUUGUCGAGGCGUAAGAAUGCAUGUUUUUUUUACAUCUUGGUUUCUCCUUUAUAAUAUCACCAUCAGUGGACCUUAUUUAUUUGUAAUAAAGUUUACGAUUUGUCAGAUAAAGCCCAAAAUUUUACGAGACAAAACACAGUCUUAUGUCUUUGACAAUAGAGUCGCGUUUACAUGAUUUAUUUAUUUUAUGCCGAAGAUCUGGAUAUUUAGUCCGUAAUAAUAUAGAAUUCUGAGAAGCUUUACAUUUUCAUUUGUACCUUAUACGUAAAUGUUAUAAUGAUACUCAUUUAUGUCCGUUGUUUUAACUUCCUCAGAAUUGUUUGAGUACUUACAGAUCUCUAUAACUAUAGUAUUUAUAAUGUAUAGGUAUAUGUAAGUGAAUCUUUUAAUAAAACGGAAUGCACACAUACAA
Molecule: messenger RNA, 5822 nt
Organism: Cydia strobilella
Lineage: Eukaryota; Metazoa; Arthropoda; Insecta; Lepidoptera; Tortricidae
Product: patj homolog
Exons: 1
Coding region: 184-2166 (660 amino acids)
Molecular function (GO): protein binding
Source: RefSeq, a predicted model, not a curated record